CUGCAAUCAAGCAUUUGUCUGGACGUGCGAGAAUUGCGUGCAAUGAACCGCAGAAUAGGGUCCACCGCUCUAAAGCGGCUCAUGACAGAAUACAAGGAACUCACAACAAAUCCACCAGAGGGUAUUACCGCUGGCCCGAUAACAGAGGACGAUUUCUUCACUUGGGAAGCACUUAUUCCAGGUCCCGAUGAUACACCCUAUGAGGGUGGUGUCUUUUCAGCUACACUUACCUUUCCUAAAGAUUAUCCUCUCUCACCCCCCGUUAUGAAGUUUACUUGUCCCAUGUUUCAUCCAAAUGUAUAUGCUGAUGGCACAGUCUGCAUCUCGAUCCUUCAUCCGCCGGGCGACGACCCAAACAUGUACGAGCACGCAUCUGAACGAUGGAGCCCCGUACAAAGUGUCGAAAAGAUCUUGCUAAGCGUUGUCAGUAUGCUUGCUGAGCCGAAUGACGAGAGUGGGGCCAAUGUGGAGGCUUCAAAAAUGUGGAGAGAGGAUCGCAAGAAAUUUGACGAGGUUGUACGGGCCAAUACUCUGAGGGCGUUGGGUCUGUGAGAGGAGGAAAGUACGGGAAAAGAUUUAUGUACAUAACGGCAAGCGUUGGCAUUAGCUGCGCAAGCCAAGAAUUAUAUUGAAUGUUGAUGUAUAGGAAAUGUAGAAUGCGGAUAAGAUUUGCAAAUGAUAGUUGAUCGUGCACGUUCAACUCGCCCGGCAUUUGGUGAAUUAAUAGCCCCGAAUCUCUUUCAAAACUUCCUUUUCCCUAUCGCCCUGCAUUACGCCAUAU
Molecule: messenger RNA, 781 nt
Organism: Spizellomyces punctatus DAOM BR117
Lineage: Eukaryota; Fungi; Chytridiomycota; Chytridiomycetes; Spizellomycetales; Spizellomycetaceae
Product: ubiquitin-conjugating enzyme E2-18 kDa
Exons: 4
Coding region: 43-552 (169 amino acids)
Cellular component (GO): endoplasmic reticulum; cytosol
Source: RefSeq, a predicted model, not a curated record